Messenger RNA from Phytophthora nicotianae INRA-310, 3612 nucleotides. RefSeq lists its product as hypothetical. The transcript has 5 exons. Gene Ontology annotation, cellular component: cytoplasm. The coding region runs from base 247 to 3135 and encodes 962 amino acids. Lineage: Eukaryota; Oomycota; Peronosporomycetes; Peronosporales; Peronosporaceae. The record is from RefSeq and is a predicted model, not a curated record. Gene Ontology annotation, molecular function: protein binding.
ACAACAGCCCGCAUUCUACCCUCCAGAUCAGUGCUCUGCCAUGUUCACCCAGCCGGCGCUCGCCAGCAGCGCCUUCGCUGGCUUCUCCGACGAGCUAAUCGCGUACUUCACGCUAUUCUGCGAGCCGAAAGAGCUGCUGCGACUCUCCGAAGUGAAUUCCGGUGCGUUACUCUCUGCGUUGCCUGCACCCGCUAACCUGAUUGCCCUGCAGUAUUCUAUGUAUUCUGUCAGGAGGAUCCACUCUGGAUGGGCCAGUGUCUGCGUCUACACAAUGGGGACUUCUCCUACCAUUACAACUGGAAGCUCACGACCUUCUACCCACGAGACCCAAGGCCACUGGAACAGCUACACAAGGCUUUCCGCCCUGUGACCGUGAAAGACUUCGGCUCGGACUUUCUGUACCGUCGCUGGUGUCGCUGCAAUAUGCAGCUAGGUGACGCAUAUUUGCUGCCCAGUGAGGAGCAGGACCCAACGAUCCGGAGGCUACAGAAGAUCGACAUCCAAGACUUGACCUUCCGAGACUUCUACGAGCAAUACUCGAGCAUCCCGUUCAUUAUUCGCAACGCUAUUGGCAAGUGGAAGGCGUCAACGGAGUGGACGGUGGAGAAAUUGGUUGAGAGAAUUCCAAGCGACGUGAAGCACCGCAUUACACACAACCUGGACGUCAUGUCAAGCAGUCCGACGAUGGAAAUGAGUUUUGCCGACUUCUUCAACUACGCAAACAACCAGCAUGAUGAGACACCGUUGUACAUUUUUGAUGCUCGUUUUGGCGAAAAGGUGCCUGCUAUGCUGGAAGAUUACAACGUUCAGGACUUGAAGGUGUUCAAGGAAGACUUUCUGAGCGUUGUGGCUGAAAGAAAGGAGGAGCCAGCUAAGGCGGUGAAACUGGAAGCUGGAGGUAAAAAGGUGAGGAAGGACAAGAAGAAGAAACGCGCUCCAGGGUCUACAAGACCAGAUUUCCGUUGGAUCGUCAUUGGACCUCAACGUACCGGAGCUCCGUGGCAUCAGGAUCCAGCUAGAACUUCUGCCUGGAAUUCUCUAGUAAAGGGACGGAAGAGAUGGGCGAUUUAUCCUCCAGAUUCACCACCACCAGGUGUCAACGUCGGCAAGAACGGCGAGUAUCAGAGCAGUGGCUUGGACAUGCCUUCUCUCAUGUGGUAUCUGCACGUGUACCCCACACUCACUCCGGAUCAGAAGCCGCUUGAGAUCAUUCAAGAAGAGGGAGAAACGAUCUACGUCCCCAAUGGCUGGUGGCAUCUCGUUCUGAACUUGGAUCUCACGAUCGCAGUGACGCAGAACUUCGUGGAUUCCCACAACGUGCUCAUGUUUAUGAAGGACUUGCUUAACGACGGACAAGACGAAGCUCUGGCGAUGUUCCAACAUGAAUUGAAAGCCACUCGCCCGGAAACAUUUGACAUGUUCCGUCUGGUUCAGAUCCCACGAGUGAAUGGAUACUUAAGCGAGGAAAUGUUCCACCAAACAUUCCGCGUUUUGGAGUACUGGAAGCCUCAAUUGAAGAAAAUUCUCGAGCGCCACAAGCUACUGACUCUGCCAACUAGCACAGAAAACAGCGUUGCUGCUAAGUUCACCGCGAAAGUCAAGUAUCCGAAGAUGAAGAGCCUGACGUCGCGUGUGAACCCGACAUUUGCAGUGGGGAAGCGCUUGAUUGUGAAGUUCUUCAGCCAGUACAAUGAGAACUGGGGUGAGUUUGAUUUCGAGGCGUACAUGGCUCCAAAAUACGACUCGGUCGACAGUGAGCUAGCGUGUCCUUUAAAGCGUCGUAAGAAGAGCGUCUUGCUACCGCAUGAGCUGAAAAAUGCCAUGUCUUUACGCUAUGCAAUGGAGGAUUGCUUCCGUACCGAAAGGGCUGUGUACCAGAUGAUCGAGAAGACAGCAGACUCACUCAACACGAUGGUUCCUCGCUUGUAUCACUCCGGGCAUUUGUUGUAUGUGGAUGAAGUGGAUGAUGACGAGGGAGAAGGACCGAUGUGGCGAUGGCCAUACGUUGUCAUUGAAUACAAGAGCAACGGUGUUGGUCUCGACUCGAUGACUAGGAAAGGAGGAAUUACGCUCAAGAGCUGGAAAAGUAUAGCUCAAUGGAUCAGUCAAGAUUUCUUGCCGAAGUUGCACGCUGUUCCUAUUGACCCAGAGUUUCAAGGAGUGUUCGGUCACAGCAAGGCGGACUGGGAUUGGUAUAUUCACUACCUGCUUCGCCAGCGAAAGCGUGCCGUGUCAUUCCACUUGAUCGAGAGUGAUCUUCCUGCUCAUCUGAUGAAGGGGCUAGAGAGUUUCCUGCCCGCUGCAACUCGAGACGCUAUCGUGUCGGAGUUGCUACCCGUGAAGCCAUUUGAGGUGAAGCCCGUGCUGCUUCAUGGAGACUUGACAGACGAAAAUAUUCUCGGAUCUGCAGUGGAAUCAGGCGACGUGGUGAUGCCAAGCGUAGAGAAUGACUUAAAUCUGCCGUCUUUCCUGAAGUCUAUCGGGUGUGAAAAGUACAUCCAGCUGCUUGUGGAGCAAGAAGAGCUGACAUUGGAGUCACUGACUCUUCUGAAUGAAGCUCAUCUGAAGGAUCUGGGUAUACCUCUGGGACCUCGUCUCGCAAUUUUGAAGGGAAGACAGCCGACUGUCACUCAUGCUCGUAUCAUCGAUAGCGAAGAUGGAAGUGAUAGCCGCUUCGAUACCGAGGAGGAAUGGGAGACCAGUAGCAGUGGUAGCAGCAGUUCUGAAGAGGAAGAGUGUGACUUCACAACCCCUACGGGGCUGGCAGCAAUCGAAGCGAAGCGCAAGGAACGAUUUGUUGGUCCACAAGAAUGGCAUCCGACUUCGGUGAUCGACUUUGCAGACGCCAAAACGGGUGAUCCUUUGUAUGAUCUCGUCGCUGUAUUUUUUUCUGCUCUGCACUGUGAUCGCGAGCUGUGGAAGGAGUCGCUGGCAUCAGCGUAUUGGCAAGAGUACAUUCGCCAUGACAAGGCGAACAGCGCACCGCAGCGUCGUUGUCUGCGGGAGCGCUUCCUACAGCUAGUGCUGCUACAUCCUAGCCGCUCGGUCAAGGGUCUGUUCCACUUCUUCCCACAAGCAACGAACUUUGCAAACUGGGAGGAUCUUGCUCGUGGCAUUUUCAACGACGUGUUUUAAGGUUGCUACGCUAACGACAUGGUGGGCAUGCCGUAACUAGACUAACAAAUACAGUUUGGUUAGUGUUCGUUUAGAUAAUUGCUUUGUCGGUUGGUGGCGAUUAUGUAGCAGCAUUGAUUCGAGGAAGACUCGUAGCUAUGAUAGAUAAGCUAGUGUCUCUGAUACACAUACAGCACCGCUCUGCAGUCGAAGGCUCAAUGUGGUAGCACAACAACAGACGGACAGGCUAAUGAUAAAGUGCUACAUGUAUAACGGGGAGUGAAGCUGGGGGUAGUUCGCCUUCUAAGGAUCUAAUACGUGGGCUGCACCUGCUUCACGUCCUCGAGUAGCUCGUCGUAGGCUUCCUUCGCGUUGAAGCCAGCCUUGUUGGGAGUGAUCAAUAUGCAGCUCGUGGGUCGCUUCGACAACGCUGACGCACCAAGGUCCACCUGUAUAAUAGCAAUGAAUAUUAGCACUAAAUCACUGCUAGUGCGGGUG